This is a messenger RNA of Rhopalosiphum padi (bird cherry-oat aphid), 3582 nucleotides long. RefSeq lists its product as uncharacterized. The record is from RefSeq and is a predicted model, not a curated record. NCBI's taxonomy places the organism in Eukaryota, Metazoa, Arthropoda, Insecta, Hemiptera, Aphididae. The transcript has 3 exons. Bases 259 to 2484 code for a protein of 741 amino acids.
CAAAUAUCAUUCGUACAUAUCCGUCGUGACCUUGGUCGUGUGUGCCGGGCAUGCCAUCUUCUUAACCGUUCAGUAGUAUAGUAGUAGCUAGUUUGUUUAUACCACCAUACCUAUAUUAGCCAGUGCUCGUCUCUCGCGCGAAGUUUAAGUUCAACACACCUUCACGCGGUUUAUCAGUCGUCGGUCAUGGCCGAAUGCUGAACGAUACUAAACUAUAAUUUAUUGGAACUUACGUGACAUAAUCAAUUUACAUUAAAAAUGAAAGUAGCGCUAACUAUUUUAGCGCUCGUGGCUACCACAGAGCUGGUACUAGGCGUACCGGUUUAUGGUCCACCACAACCGUUGCCGAUUCCGCACAAGUACAGGUCUCCGAAUGGUGCACCCAUCCCCGCCAAGUAUCCUCAGUAUCCUCCUCAUCUUAGUAGUCAUUCGGGAAAAAACGAAUUCUAUUCGAAAUUUAAUCCUCAUUCAUUGCCACCCGGCUUACGUGGGCCUGCACCCCAACUGCCACCGCCUUUUGCUAAGUACCCUAAUCUGCCACCACCUGGAAAGCAUCAACAACAACAACAACAACACCAACAACAACAACAACACCAACAACACCAACAACACCAACAACAUCAACCACAGCAACAUCAAUUGCAUCAUCAUCCACAACAGCAACAACAGCAACAUCAAUUACAAUCACACCACCCAUCGGCCAACAAUAGACCACUAGGACCACAGUUCCAGUCGAAACCACACUUGUUACAGAACAGCGCACCUCAUCAUUCCCCUCCUCAACAAGGCCAAGUUAAUAAUGUUCCUGAACAGCGUGUACAAUUAGCAUCAUCGCGCCCCACCCCUAAGAUAACUAACGUUUGGACGGGUCCUAAAUUGUCAGGAUCACCGGACUUCCCGCCACGUUUCCCCGCUGCCGCCACCCCCGUAGCUCCAGUGACUACGGUCCCAUUUUUGGAAAAACCCAGAGGUCCUUAUAUAAUCAACAGCGAUGAUGAAAGGGGUCCUAUCAAGACCAUACCGGCGCCAAACCUGAACCCAGCAGACAAACCAGCCAACUUCGAAGAACAAUUGUAUAGGGCACAACAUCAACAAUCAUAUGUUCAACCGUUGGACAAUUCAAUAACCGAUGAAAAACUUUCAUACCAGGUAACCGAAGACACGAACGCUUACAAACAGUUUGGCGGCCAACCGGCCUACAAUGAGCCGUCCAACGCGGACCCCAACGCUGUACCAGCCGUACCGUUAGACAUCGCCCUGCAACAGCACUUGGACAACCAACAUCAGCAACAGUUAUCGGCCGAACAGGUCGGAUCGACGGGCACGUUGACGCCCCAAGAGCUGUACUCGCUGUUGAACGGUAGCCCAGCCUCCGCCGCCGCCACGGUACCACAGACCACGUACAUGGUACCGCAACCCGUCAUGUACGCCGUACCACAACCACAGUCUUUGGACCUACAAGUCGGCCACCAGCUCCAAUACCAGGCGCAGCCGGUCCAAUUACAGUACGCACAACAGCCCGCCGCCACAGGUGUCCAGUUGCAGUACGCGCAACCGGCCGCCCCCGAACUCCAAUAUUUGCAGCCGCAAACCGUCCAAUACCAGCCACAAACCGUCCAAUAUCAACCACAAACCAUUCAAUACCAGAUUCAACCCGAACAUUUGCUGCAGCAGCAGCAGCAGCAGCAACAACAGCAGCAACAGCAGCAACAGCAGCAACCGCAGUACCAACAACAGCCGGCGGAACAGUACAACGGCGCGCAGACGGCCGCCGCUGAAAUAUCAGCACAAAAACAUCAACAGCAACAGGAACUGAUGCAACAACAACAGGAACAACAGCAACAGGAGCAGGAACAGCAGCUUUUGCAGCAGCAGCAACAACAGGUCCAGUUGCAGCAACAGCAACGCGAGCAGCUAAAACAACAGCAACACGCGGAGCAGCAGCAGCAGCAGCAACAGCCGGACAACAACGAUGACGUGCAGUACCAACAGGAACAGGACGAAUACGAGCCCAGGAACGGGGUCAAGGGAUCGGUCGAACAACAACCGUCACCGGCGGCCGCGGACGAUAACGACGAGCGUGACGACCAGAAGAAAUUGCAGAGCAUCAGGGACCAGUAUUACUCGGCCGUUCCCAACGAACAGACGGCGGGCGUGCUGGCGCAGAUCGCCCAGUCGGCGGCCAACAGCGACGCGCCGGUGGCCGACGAGCCGAGACCCGCGGAAAAGUCGCCGUCCGAUCAGUCGGUGCAGAUGCACACUUCGGUUCAGAUCCAACAGUCGGUGCCGCUGUACGAGGGCACGUACGCGUCGUCCAGGCGCACCAAUCAGGAGUACGUGGACGAGGGCGCCGAGGCGGACGAGCUGAUGGAAGGCAGCGAAUCGGUGGCCGUCUCCGAAUCGUCGUCGUCGUCGGUCAACGGACACGCUCCCAGCCAGUUCCCGUACAGCGCGGCCAAUAUCAACGCGUUCGCCGCCAACUAGUCCUAUAAGGAGUACUUGUAGUUUAUUACGACACCCUCCCCUCCCCCCUACCCCCGCGACCGGAUAUAAUAAUAUACGAACGCGAUUUCGGUAUGUGAACUAUAUACGAUAGGUAUACACUGUGUGUAUAGUUCAUGUAUAUAUUCAGCUAAGCUAUAUUAUCGACACUACCUAUAUAUUUUUUAUAUACUAUUUUUUUACACGCCGAUAUCCGUCGUCGUCAUAUAUAUAUACGAUGAGUAGAUAAUAAUAUUGUAUCGCAGUGAAAUUUAUUUAUUAUAAUUUAUUAAUUUUCGUUUUACGAAAUUCUUGUCGACAUCGACACUCGAUAAGCGUUUUGCCGCCGUACGCGCAGUCACGCUUAAUUAUUUAUUUAUAUAUUAUAUUAUAUUUUUGUAUACGUUUAGUUAAGUUAAACUGAUAUAAUAUGUUAUUUUUUUAAAGACUUUUAAAGCUAUACGUGAACGAUUGCUCAAUUUUAAAAUUAUAAUCCACUGGGUAUAUAACCACAAUUUUUCUCGAAGUUAACGGGUUGAAUAUUUUGUAGUUCGACUAUUGAACAAGAGUCACGGGAACACACACCCGCAAACUUCAAAGUUCAAUUGGUGCAAAAAGCAAUUAGGCUGAACAUAAUAUAAUAAAAUAUUAUUAUUAAUUAAUAAUUUAAUUUACUUCGCCCCCAAACAGUUCCCAAUAUACCUACUAAUUUCAAUAGGUAACAACAAACAUACAAACACCAUGACAUGUUUAUUGAAAACAUUUAAGUUAAUUUAAUAUUUAUGUAAAUAUAGAAUAUUAAUUAUAUAAGAAUAAAACACACAUUAAAAAAAAAAUUAAUCAGAAGACAUGUAAACAUUUUGAAACAGUUCGUAGAAUAAAGAUAAAGAUUAACUAAGUCACUUUAUAAAGUGUACUGUGCAAUUAUUUACCUGUGUUACUUGUGUUUGUAAAAUAUGAAUAUUGCAUUCGUUUUUUUUUUUUUUGUGAAACAUUGUUCUUAUAAUUAAGCAGUUAUUUAAUAUAUAUUCACUUAUAUUUUUAUAAUAAUUUUGAUACAUUUAUAAAUAAAUAAUAAAGAGUGUUGGUAGUUACGUAAAA